This is a messenger RNA of Pungitius pungitius (ninespine stickleback), 6481 nucleotides long. It is a transcript of the gene nup98, whose product is annotated as nucleoporin 98 and 96 precursor. Gene Ontology annotation, cellular component: nuclear pore cytoplasmic filaments; nuclear pore. The coding region runs from base 226 to 5799 and encodes 1857 amino acids. Gene Ontology annotation, biological process: protein import into nucleus; RNA export from nucleus; telomere tethering at nuclear periphery. The transcript has 35 exons. The record is from RefSeq and is a predicted model, not a curated record. Lineage: Eukaryota; Metazoa; Chordata; Actinopteri; Perciformes; Gasterosteidae. Gene Ontology annotation, molecular function: structural constituent of nuclear pore; RNA binding.
CAUGACGUAGGACGUAUGAAAGUGCGUAGCGGCGGUUGCUGGUAGUCACUUUUCCCUCCUCGUUGACUAAGCUAGCCUCUCUGCUGAUGUUAAGCUAAAGGCAGGUUUUCAUCGCGUGACAUUUUGCGCAUUCUUCGUCUUUCUUGGAGGAAGAUCGACAAAAGAACCCAACGUCCACGGCUACGUUGUCAAAGAAGACCUAUGCGGGCCCGCUAGGAGGACAAGAUGUUCAACAAGUCAUUCGGCACUCCCUUCGGCGGAGGGACGGGGGGGUUUGGCACCUCGUCCACCUUUGGGCAACCAAACGCUGGUUUCGGGGCGACCGGAGGCUUCGGGACGUCUGCGUUCGGGGCGACCGCCAACAGCGGAGGCCUGUUUGGAGCCACGCAGAACAAACCUGCAGGUGGUCUGUUCGGGUCCAGCACCUUCAGCCAGCCAGCGGCGCCCGCUGCCAACGCCGGCUUUGGUUUCGGCGGGGCGACCGGCACCACAACCAGCUUGUUUGGCAACACCGCGACCGGCGCCAGCAGCGGCCUCUUCUCCCAGCCCAGCAAUGCCUUCGGAGCCGGCAAACCCACGUCGUUCGGAAGCUUUGGGACCAACACCAGCACCGGCGGGCUGUUUGGGGCCACAAACACCGCCUCCAACCCGUUCGGUGGAGGCGCCGUUGCCUCCCUGUUUGGAGCCUCCGGGUUCACUGCUCAGCAGCAACAACAACAACAACAACAACAACAACAACAACAGCAGCAGCAGCAACAACAGCCGGGAACCACCGUCAAGUUCAAUCCUCCAACAGGAAGUGAUACCAUGGUGAAAGCCGGCGUGACCACCAGCAUCAACACGAAGCACCAGUGCAUCACGGCCAUGAAGGAGUACGAGAACAAGUCCCUGGAGGAGUUGAGACUGGAGGACUACCAGGCGGGCAGGAAGGGCCCGACCAACCCAAUGGUGGCGCCGACUGGCGGCCUGUUCGGAGCCACUGCAGCGACGUCCACCGCCGCCACCGGGCUGUUUGGCGCCGCCGCCCCCAACACAAACUUCUCCUUCGGCCAGAACAAGACGACCUUCGGGGCAGCGCCUGCAGCGGCGGCCGGCGGGUUCGGCACGGCGGCCGGCGGGCUGUUCGGCCAGCCGGCCGCCCAGCAGGCCAGCAGCCUCUUCAAGCCCUUUGGCCAGACCACCACCACCCCCAGCACCGGCUUCUCCUUUGGCAACACCAACACCAUGGGGCAGGCCAACACCAGCACCAUGGGUCUGUUCGGGAACACGGCGGCCCCCCAGGCGGGCGGCCUGUUCGGCGCCGCUCAGCCCAGCGCCGCCACCGGCUUUGGCACGACCACCGGUCUCUUCGGGUCGACCAACGCGGGCUUCGGCACCGUGGGGGCUCAGCAGAGCUUGUUCGGGAACAAGGCGGCCGGGUUCGGCACCGCCACCACCAGCGCCCCGUCCUUCGGCACCGGCACCGGGCUCUUCGGCAACAAGCCCACCCUCACGCUGGGCACCGGCACCAACACCUCCACCUUCGGUUUCGGCGCCAACGCCGCCGCCGGGAGUCUGUUCGGCACGAAGCCGGCCGCUGGGGGGCUGGGGACGGCGCUGGGGACCAGCUUUGGAGCAGCAGUGGGCACCGGGCAGACGUCCCUCUUUGGGAACAACCAGGGCAAACUGGGAGCCACACUGGGAACGAUGGGAACCUUCGGCGCCACCGCCUUCAACAGCGGAGCAAACGCGAUGGGGUUUGGAGCUCCACAGCAGCCCGUCGCACUCACCGAUCCGAGUGGCACGGCCUCCCAGCAGGCAUUGCUGCAGCAGCAGCUCAGCGUCUUGGCCUACUCGCCGUACGGAGACUCGCCGUUGUUCAGGAACCCGCUGUCGGACCCCAAGAAGAAGGAGGAGCGUCUAAAACCGACCAAUCCGACGGCCCAGAAGGCUCUGACCACGCCCACCCACUACAAGCUGACCCCCCGCCCGGCGACCAGGGUCCGCCCCAAAGCGCUGUCCUCGUCGGGGGCGUCCAAGUCGCAGCUCUUCGACGGGCUGGACGACGACGAGCCGUCGCUCACCAACGGAGCCUUUGUACCCAGGAAGAGCAUCAAGAAGCUGGUGCUGAAAAACCUCAACAGCAGCCAGUACAACAGCCCCCAGAACAGCAGCCCCCCCAGCAAAGAGACCGACGACCUGGCUUCACCUCCAGAGUACCCGCAGAACGGACACAGUCACAUGCAGGACGAGGGGGAGGAAAUGCCGGGUCCCAGCAGCCGGACAGACGACGACCCCGAGGUCACCCAGUUUUACGUCAACCCCAUCGCCAAGCCCCUCCCACAGGGCCGCCUCCAGGCCAGCCUGCAGGACACCAUCAGCGACCUCAACAUGCACAAACCGGCCCGCGGCGCAGGCCUGGAGCUGAGCACCGACGACGUAUCUGCGUCUCUGGGGGAGGAGUCUCUGCAGGAGGACAGAGACGAGGAGGAGGAGGAGGAGGAGCAACAGCUGGAGUCCCAGCAGUCUCCUCACCCAGCAGGCAUCGUCCUGAACCGCGUGGGUUACUACACCCUCCCCCCCAUGGACGACCUGGCCGACAUGGUGGAUGAAAACGGAGACUGCGUGGUGGAGAACUUCACUGUGGGGCGGAAAGGCUACGGCUCCAUCUUCUUCCCGGGCGAGGUCAACGUGGCGGGGCUGAACCUCGACGAGGUUGUGCACUUCCGCCGCAAAGAGGUCAUUGUGUACCCGGACGACAAGAACAAGCCUCUUGAGGGGGAGGGGCUUAACAGGCGAGCUGAGGUGACCCUGGAUGGCGUCUGGCCGAACGACAAGACGGCGUGCACUCAGAUCCGGUGCCCCGACCGCCUGACGGAGAUGAACUACGAGGGCCGGCUGGAGAAGGCCUCCCGCAAGCAGGGCGCCCGCUUCCUGGAGUACCGCCCCGAGACCGGGUCCUGGGUGUUUGAGGUGGCCCAUUUCUCUAAAUACGGCCUCCAGGACUCUGACGAGGAGGAGGACGUUCCGCUCAAAGUCGACCCCAAGAAGCUGAAGACGAUGAUGUCACUUCCUCCCGCCAGGCUGAACCCCCCCUCCCAGCAGCAGGUGGCGCCACAGGCUCAGUCUCCCGUUGCCGUGGAGAUCCCAGGGGGCGUGGCCGAGCUGGAUAGCGACAUGGCCGACAUCACCCAGAGCUUCCCAACAGAGAGCAUGCUGGGAGACGAGGGGGGGGUGGACUGGACGGACAGGAAGCUCGGCGGCUCGAUUCCCGCGGAGCACGACGGCGUCUCCUCCUCCGGCCACAUGGCGUCCUCGCUGGGCAUCAACCCGCACACGCUGCAGAUCAUGAAGGCGUCGCUGUUCGCCGAGGACGACGAGGAGGGCGACGCCCCCCGGGAGCCGAGGUCGACGAAGGCCGAAGUCGCGUCCCCUCGACUCGUCGUGCCGGGGGCUCAGAGUCGACCCUCCGUCGGGGGUCUCCUUCAGGCUCGCUUCACCUCCGGCUUCUUCUCUCAGCUGUCGGACUCCCCCCGCCCCCCCCCUCUUCCUCCUCUGACGCGGGGGUCGCCCGCUGCCAAAGAGCCCUCCCACUGGGCGGGGCUGGGGCCCUCGCCCUUCCUGCUGCCCCCCCGAGCCCCGGAGCCCCCUGUGCGGACGGUUGGCGUGCGGCGCCUCGGGGGCCCAGUCGCCCUCCAGGAGUCGGUCACUUUGGGGAAGGGGGCGCUGCUGAUGGACGGCGCUCUGUUUGCGGGCCGGUCCUUCCGGGUGGGGUGGGGCCCCGGCUGGACGCUGGCUCACUGCGGCCAGCGGCUGAGCUCGCCGGCAGACGGGCCGCCGGACCGCCGCGACCUCGGCAAGACGGACUUCAGCUUCCUGCCCAAACCCGCCAGGAGCAAACUACUCACUGAAAGCCCCUACAAGGUGGUGCUGGAGCAGCUGCUGGGUCUGGAGCCGCCGUUGAAGACCAGCGAGGUGGAGGAGGAGGUGGAGGAGGAGAGCCGGGCGGUGCUGCUGCGCCCCCUGGAGAUCUGUCUGAGGAACAGCACCGUCGACACCUCCCACGACUCCACCUGCCCGCUGGUGCGGCCGCGGCUCGGCGUGGCGGCGCUGCACGAGUACGCCGAGUGGAUCCGAGAGCUGAGCGACCGCCGCGGGGGGGCAGACGCGCCCCCCCUGGGUCAGUGGGCCGAGGUGUGGACGCUGUGCGAGGCGCUGUGGGGCCGGCUGGGCGCCGCCGACGCCCCGGAGCCCGGCACGGAGGCGCCUGGCGACUAUGAGCAGCAGCUGGAGAGGAGGCGGAGCUUCUCGUCCUGGCUGUCGCGGGGCGCCGCCCGCCGGGUCGAAGCGGAGGCGGCGCUGGCUGAGAGAGGUCGGCACACGGACGCCAUCUUCAGCUACCUGACGGCAAACCGCAUCAGCGAGGCGUGCCGCCUGGCGCAGAGGGAAGGCGACCACCGGCUGUCCCUGCUGCUCUCCCAGGCCGCCGGCUCCCAGCACUGUCGGGACCUGCUGAGCCUGCAGCUCGCCGACUGGAGCCGCAUGCAGACGGACUGCUACCUGCCCGAGGAGCGGCUCCGCAUCUUCACGCUGCUCUCCGGCAAACCUGUGUGGCAGUCGUCGGACUCGGUGGUGAACGUUUGCUCCGAGCUGGACUGGAAGCGCUGCCUCGCCGUGCACCUGUGGUUCAUGCUGCCGCCCACCGCCUCUGUGGCCGACGCCCUCGCCAGAUACGAGGCCGCCUUCCAGGGCUCAUGUGACGGGGGAAAGUACGCCUGCGCGCCGCUGCCUUCGUACCUGGAGGACGUGGUGGAGGAGGAGCAGGAGGAGGAGCCUAAACGGCCGCUGCACGACCUCUGCUUCCACCUGCUCAAACUCUACAGCGACAGGCACUACAGCCUGCAGCAGCUGUUGGACCCUCUGACCGUCACCUGGCAACGCCUGGACUACCGGCUCAGCUGGCACCUGUGGGGCGUCCUGCAGGCGCUGCACUACAGCCACCUGAGCGCCUCGCGGCAGGGACUCCUGCACGCCAGCUACGCCGCGCAGCUGGAGAGCGCCGGGGUGUGGCACAUGGCCGUGUUCAUCCUGCUGCACAUCCCCGACCACAUUCAGCGGGAGGGGGCCGUGAGGGCCAUGCUGACCCUGCACUGCUGCCUGCAGGAGACGCCCGAGUCGCUGCGCAGGGAGCGCUUCCUGACGGAGAGGCUGCUGAUCCCGGAUCAGUGGCUCCACGAGGCGAAGGCCACCCGAGCGCGCCGCGACGGCGACCGCCACCAGGAGGCGCUGCACCUGUACCGGGCCGGGUCCUGGACCCAGUGCCACCGGCUGCUCAUCCAGCACCUGGCCUCAGAUUGCAUCAUCAACGACAAUCACGACUACCUGCUGGAGUUCCUGGAGGGCCUGGCGGUCCCUGAACACAGCGCCACCAUCCAGGACUGGGACACGGCGGGGCGGGUUUACCUGGACUACAUCCGGGUCAUCAACACGCUGCAGGACAUCCAGCAGGUGGAGGCCGCUGGCUUUGAGUUGGAGCGUCUCUACGGCGACGUCACGUCUCUGUGCAGCAGAAUCGAGCUGCUUCCCUGCAGCUCCGCCAGAGACCGCCUCGCCCAAUCAGAGAUGGCGAAGCGUGUGGCCAACAUCCUGCGGGUGGUGCUGAGCCUGCAGCAGGGCGACGCCCCCCCCGACCCGCUGGGGGGGGGUCUGGGCCAGCUGGCGCUGCACAUCGGGCGGCUCCCGAUGCCGGAGGACUACACGCUGGAGGAGCUGCGCGGCCUCACUCAGUCCUACCUGCGCCAGCAUGUCCUCAGCCAAUGAGGGGGCAGGAGGGCGGGCCUUUGGUUACCUGGGAGACGAAGAACUCGGUUCUGGAUAAGAAGAUAAAAACCCGUUUGAAUCCUGCUUUAAUGUUUUUAUAUUUGUGGUUUCUGUCGGUUUCCAAAGUCUUUAAACUUCUAUCGUUUACGUCAACGCUUCAUUUUAGACAAAUAAUUUACAGUGAAUAAAUAAUCAGGUCAGAGUUCAGUUAGGAUUUUAGCUUUUAUACACGUGAAGUUUAAUGAUUUAAAAAACAAAUGGAAACCAAAACAAACAGCAAAUAUAAAUUGUAAAGUCGAUAAAACUAUUUGCAGCUGAUUGCGUGACGUCGUUACUUUUGAAAUUCUCCCCCAAAAAAAACACCUGGUCCCUAAAACAUUUUUUUUGCUUUGACCCCAAAGAAAGUUUGUAUAAGAAAUAAAGAGAAAAGGUCAUUUUUUUUUCCCCUCGAAGGAGGGUUUUAUAACAUGCAAGAGCCCCAAGUAGAUGUUGGCAGCUGCCACCUGAUGCUAAGCUAACGUAGCAUCGCGCGGCAGCAGCCACUCGCGCUGAAAAAUUCUCGCUCUAUUUUUGUAGAUUUGUUUUGUAAAUCAAAUGUUUGUUGGAGGAAGUGUGUGUUGUACAUGAUUUUGUUGGUAUUUUUUAAUAAAGUCAAGUAGAAAUACACUGUUUUUUUUUUAAA